CAGCCGCCCAACCCACCCCGUCAUUCUCGUCUCAAGUCCCGCGCCCGCCUCGCCUUGGUCGUCCUGUCGUCAGUCGGCGGUCUGCCAGGGUCCAAAAAUCGAAGAACAAGCACCGCAUGCUGCCAUGCCGGCCGGAGCAAGCUAGGCAGCAAUGAAGCAAGCAACAGGGAGAGUCAGUCAAACACACAAAAGGGCAACACAACACCGCCAACGACAGAGCGACGGCUAUUAGGAGCGGCGAGAUAUCGUGCUUGCAUCAUGCGACGGGACGGAUGGUCGGUCGUCUGCUCAUCUGCGGUCUCCUUCUUUGUCGCCUCGAGCGCCUUUGCUUGGCUAGCUUGGCUCGCCCUGUCUGGUGAUCAAUUUAACAAAGGAGGCGCAGGCGUCAAGCGAGAUGAGAAGAGAUUGACUAGCGGCCAUGACCGUCGCCAUGAUGAUGGGCCAUGAUGCUCCUGAGCGUGGACUCAAACGUGCGUGCCUGGCUGAGAAGAGCGGAACAAUGCGAUACCAC
This is a messenger RNA of Jaminaea rosea, 511 nucleotides long. RefSeq lists its product as hypothetical. The transcript has a single exon. The coding region runs from base 259 to 447 and encodes 62 amino acids. Lineage: Eukaryota; Fungi; Basidiomycota; Exobasidiomycetes; Microstromatales. The record is from RefSeq and is a predicted model, not a curated record.